This is a messenger RNA of Macadamia integrifolia, 1891 nucleotides long. RefSeq names its product probable aspartyl protease At4g16563. Gene Ontology annotation, cellular component: extracellular region. NCBI's taxonomy places the organism in Eukaryota, Viridiplantae, Streptophyta, Magnoliopsida, Proteales, Proteaceae. The transcript has a single exon. The coding region runs from base 198 to 1670 and encodes 490 amino acids. The record is from RefSeq and is a predicted model, not a curated record.
UAGUGGAGGCGUUGCUUAAAAAAUGGAACCUGUAGUCCACAAGGUCUGACCGUCACCAAACAAAGUCCCCAAGCUGCGACGCUUCCAUUAAAUUUAGCUUUCCCCUCCUUUCCAAGUGCCAAUAAAAACCUCAGCCAGUGCCCAGUAGCUUCGACCGCUCGCAUCUACUUCGCCAUUCUUACUCAUUUCUUGAAUUAAUGGCGUCUUUAAUCUCUUUCUUCUUCUUUAGUAUCUUCUUCAUUGCAUAUCUCUCUGUUUCGUCUUCACAGAUUGUUCUUCCUCUGAGUCAUUCGGCGAUGAACACAAAAACCCAAUUCAAUCACACCCACCACCUUCUUAAAUCCUCCUCUGUUCAGUCCACCACCAGGUUUCGCAACCACCACCGUAGCCAUCUCCAACGCCGCCAAAUCUCUCUCCCUCUUUCUCCUGGUAGCGACUAUACCCUCACCCUGUCUCUCGGCGACGACCCAGCUCAAACCAUUUCCCUUUAUAUGGACACGGGCAGCGACCUCGUUUGGUUCCCUUGCGCCCCUUUCGAAUGCAUACUCUGCGAAGACAAAUACGAUAUCAACGCCGCCACGGCUCCAUUUAACGUCUCUUCCUCUGCUUUUGUCCCCUGCAACUCCCCUUCCUGCUCUGCCGUCCACUCAUCGCUCCCAUCAUCCGACGUCUGCGCAAUCUCUCGCUGCCCACUGGUUACAAUUGAAACCUCCGAUUGCUCUUCCUUCGCUUGCCCACCUUUCUACUACGCUUAUGCCGAUGGCAGCCUCAUUGCCCGUCUGUACCGCGACACUAUUUCGAUACCCAUGUCGUCUCCUUCGCUUCGCCUGAAAAAUUUCACCUUUGGGUGUGCUCACACAGCACUCGCCGAACCAGUCGGCGUCGCGGGUUUCGGCCGAGGCGUCCUUUCUUUACCAGCUCAGCUAUCUAAUCUUUCCCCCCAACUCGGUAGCUCGUUCUCUUAUUGUUUGAUUUCUCACUCCUUCGAUCAGCAGAAAAUCCGUCGGCCAAGCCCAUUAAUUCUCGGCCGUUACUCUCUGGAUGAUGAAAAAAAGACAGAGUCUGUGGAUGGGGAAGGUGAGUUUCAGUACACAAAAAUGCUCGACAACCCAAAAUACCCAUACUUCUAUUGCGUUGGGCUAGAAGCCGUCUCAGUCGGAGGGAGUAAAAUUCCGGCACCGGAGACAUUGCAGAGAGUGAACAGGCACGGUGAUGGUGGAAUGGUGGUGGAUUCCGGCACAACAUUUACAAUGCUCCCGGCGAAGCUGUAUGAAGCAGUGGCAGCAGAGUUUGACCACCGAGUCAGCCGGAUUUACAAACGGUCGAGAGAGACAGAGGACAAGACCGGGCUCAGUCCGUGCUAUUACAUUGAUGGUGAAACCAAACUGGUGGCAAAGGUGCCCAAGUUGGCCCUACACUUUGUAGGGAACGCCACUAUUAUUCUACCAACUAGGAAUUACUUCUUUGGAUUCACCAGUGGAAAGAGGAAGGUGGGGUGUUUGAUGGUGAUGAACGGUGGAGAUGUAGCGGAUUCGGGUGGGCCCGCUGCGUUGCUGGGGAAUUACCAGCAACAAGGGUUCGAAGUGAUGUAUGAUUUGGAAAAGGGGAGGGUUGGGUUCGCCCGGAAACAGUGCGCUACCCUUUGGGAUAGUUGGAACCGGGGACGCUAACCUACGCUGGUUGAGAAGGGGAGUUGACUUUUAUGACACUCGAAAGCGUGAGGGGUGCAAAAGUUUGACCAACCACACGUGGAGUUCAUGCUGAUACAUGAAUUGUAAAAAUAAAUAAAGGGCUGUAAGAAAAGAUAAGAUUAUGUAAAUAUGGGAUUAGAGAUUAGAAAGGAGUGAUUAAAGAUUAAACUUAAUUAAUGAUAUCUAUGCACACGUGUCCU